This is a messenger RNA of Dipodomys spectabilis (banner-tailed kangaroo rat), 454 nucleotides long. RefSeq names its product endoplasmic reticulum mannosyl-oligosaccharide 1,2-alpha-mannosidase-like. Lineage: Eukaryota; Metazoa; Chordata; Mammalia; Rodentia; Heteromyidae. The record is from RefSeq and is a predicted model, not a curated record. The annotation marks the transcript as partial. The transcript has 3 exons.
GUGUGCACGGUGGUGCUAUGGCCGCCGGCGCUGUGCUGCGGACUUGGGCUUCCUGACGCCGUCCGCGGGCGGAGUCGCGCCGGCCGGAGUCGACGGCAUGUAUCCGCCGCCGCCGCCGGCGCCCCACCAGGACUUCAUCUCGGUGACGCUGAGCCUGGGCGAGAGCUACGACAACAGCAAGAGCCGGCGGCGGCGCUCCUGCUGGAGGAAAUGGAAGCAGCUGUCGAGGUUACAGCGGAACGUGAUUCUUUUCCUCUUGGCCUUUCUGGUUCUUUGUGGGUUCCUGUCCUACGUACACGUGGCUGACCAGUGGAAAGCCCUGAGUAGCAGACCUGAAGAAGAGCAGAAGGUGAGACCAGAAAUCCCUGGGUUGAAACCAGCAAACCCACCCGUCUUACCAGCUCCACAGAAAGCAGACACCAAUCCAGAAGACAUUCCACAGAUGUUCCCUCAG